AAUUCUUUUUGCAUGAGUACAUACUGAACCGGAAGAAACUUAAAGUCUUAACCCCAUAAAAAACUUGCAGCAUGCUUGAUCAGUUUUCACUUUAUCUGUUCUUAGUGAGUGAUCACUUCAUCUAUCGUUCGGAGUGAAUGAUUUUUGGGCGAAAGAAAAAUAUGUCGAUCUGCUUCACGCUGCGCCUUGUGACAUUACUCUUUCUUGGACGUUUAACGUUGUGCUUUGAGGGAACCGGCAACCAAUUCAAUUCAACGAUUUCAAACGAAGUACAUGAAACACCAUUCAAUGGGAAAAAGUCAACUUUUGGAAAGAAAGUUCAAGUUAAUACAGUUUUGCCUGGGCCAUGUGAACGCCAUUUAAAACGCGUGGAGUCGUUCAUAUUUCCACCAAAGUUUCGUCCAUUUAUUCCUUUGUGUGACAACAGUGGAUUCUACCUUCCAUUGCAAUGUCAUCAGUCGAGUGGAUAUUGUUGGUGUGUAGACAAAAAUGGCAAUAUGAAACAUGGAAGUAGAACUAAAGGGGAAAUUGACUGCGGAAUGAAAGCGUUGAAAAAACCUUGUGAAAUUCAUCGUACACAUUCCCAGAAACUUCAAGCUAAAACACGUCAACGAAUAUUCAUACCAAAGUGUAAUGAAGACGGUUAUUACUCACCAAUGCAGUGCUCUAAAAAGAGCAAACAUUGCUGGUGUGUUAAUAAGAAGGGAAAUAUAAAAAGCGGAUCAAAAGCAAAGACACUAACGGAUUGCUUAAAUCCAAAGUCACGUCAAGUUGAAGGCAAAAUUGUGAAAGAUGCAUUUUCGCGGAACGAAAUAGCAAAUGGUCCAUGCGCAAGAGAAAAACACAGACAAAGUUUACAAAAUGCGAAGACUGAACGUUUUAAUCCAAAUUGCGACGAGGACGGAUAUUACAAUGCAAAGCAAUGUCAUUCUGGUUUCUGUUGGUGUUCUGACGGAGAAGGAAAUCUUAUUGCUGGAACAAGGAAAAAGGGAGAAGUGGAUUGUGAUGAGGAUUUUUUAUCUGGGCCUCCUAUGCAAAUAAAGGUUAACUGUCUAACCAAACGAAUGGAAGGAAUAAAAUCUUCUCAUAAGAAGAAAAUUUUUGUACCCCUUUGUACACCUGAUGGUUCGUAUGCACCAUUGCAAUGUGAUCCAGCUACACAUAACUGUUGGUGUUCUGAUAAGAAAGGAAACGAAAUUCAAAAUACGAGAACUAGAAGAACCCCAAAUUGUUUGACAAAUCUUGGUUCAGGCAAACCACUUUGUUAUGAAUUAAAAAAGUAUCUCAAAGAACUACCAGAUCUUACAAGUAUCUACAUUCCUGUGUGCCAAAAUAAUGGCUUCUAUCGCCCUUUGCAAUGUAGCAGAGACAAGAAAUACUGUUGGUGUGUUGAUAAGAAUGGAUUGGAGCUUAAGGGGACUCUCAUGUUUGGAAAGACUAAAUGUCCUCAACAAACGGUUAGAUUAACUUUACCAAGGAAAACGGUAGCUGCUCCUUGCUUUCGACACAAAGAAAAAAGAAAACGGCUUUUCAGGCUUGUGCGUCGAAAUUUAUUCAACCCACGAUGUAACAAAGAUGGAUUUUACGAUGUUAAACAAUGUCAUGGUAAAUAUUGCUGGUGUACGGAUCAAAAUGGAAAAAUGUUAAGAGGAACAAGAACAAAAGGGAAUCUCCGUUGCAUUGAUCCUAGGAAACGCAGUCUAAAGCCAUGUUUUGCUCAGCGCCUACAAUCUUUAAGGAUAUCGUUAAAAAAGAAACCGUAUACACCCCAAUGCGAGAGUAACGGUGAAUACAAGCGUUUGCAAUGUAAUGUUUAUACUGGAGUGUGCUGGUGUGUUGAUUUACAUGGAAAUGAAGUACGCGGCUCAAGGACAACACGGACUCCAACUUGUUUUACCAGCGCCUUUAAUUCUGUUGAAGAAGGACCCUGUGAAAUUUUAAAAUCACAUGUGGCUAAAUUGCCACCUAAUGGCAAAGUUUACGAGCCCGUGUGCGAAGGCAGCGGUCUUUUUCGGCCGGAGCAAUGUGGAAAGACCAAUGGAUUUUGCUGGUGUGUGUUGCAUGAUGGAACUGAAGUUCAAGGAUCUCUUACUCGGGGACAACCGGAUUGUCGCAGGAAGAGAUUGCCUGCAGCGCCUCGUCUUCAAGGCCCAUGUGAUCAACAUCUUGCACACGUCAGCACUAUCAUAUCAAAAGAUCGUAGACAUUUUUAUACACCAACAUGUGACAACAAAGGUUAUUAUACACCUCUUCAAUGUGAUAACGGACGAAAAUGGUGUUGGUGUGUUGAUAAAUACGGCGCCAUGAAAAAGGGAACUCGUAUAAAAUCUUUAGAAAAAAUACCCAUUUGUGACGAGAAUUUAUUGAAACCAUGCGUUGCAUUCAACAAAAAGAGACAAAGACCAAGUGAAUCAAACAGAAAUCAAUUACUUUAUAAAGCUAACUGUAAGACAAAUGGACAUUUUGCACCUCUACAGUGUGAUGUUAAAAGUGGGAAUUGUUGGUGUGUUGAUGAUAGAGGACAAAUGAUUGCAGGAACAAUGAUAUACAAAAGACCUUAUUGUGGUAACAGGCAACGAAAAUGUGAAAACGAAAGAAGAAGAAUUUUGUCCCAAAUAAGACCUACGAUGUCCCCUCCGUCUUGUGAUAUUCACGGAUAUUAUAGUCGUCUACAAUGUGAUCAUAUAUCAGGAGAAUGUUGGUGUACUGACAGGAAUGGCAAUAAAACUCGUGGGACAAGAGUGAAUGGAAUACGAGAUUGCGGUCAGUUACCAAGGCCAUGUGACGAACACGCCUCAGCAGCAUCCGAGGCAGACAAUGUAUUCGGAGUGUUUGUACCAAGAUGUAAUUCACAAGGCUACUAUAGUAGACUUCAAUGUCAUGAACAAACUGAUAUUUGCUGGUGCUCAAAUUUAGUGGGAGUGGAAAUCCCCGGAACAAAGAUGAAAGGACAACCAAGACCAAGAUGUACCUUCUAAAGUCAACGAAAAAUUAUCAUAUAUGCGAUGUGUAGGAUUGUAGUGCUUUAUUGUAGAUAAACAGAUUUCAGAAAUAUUUUUGUGUGAUUAGUUCGUUGUCUGAUAUGUUGUGAUGUUUUUUUCUGAAGAACACUGUAGUGACAAUUAAUCUCUUUUUUUAACUUGACGAAGACGCCUUAAAAAGAUGCCAGUUUGUGGUCAUUUGCAUUAUAUAUUUUACUUAUUUAGUUUGCGUUAUUAUUGUAAAAUAUAUAUCGAGAGCAUA
Messenger RNA from Xenia sp. Carnegie-2017, 3243 nucleotides. Its product is annotated as thyroglobulin-like. The coding region runs from base 138 to 2978 and encodes 946 amino acids. The transcript has 15 exons. The record is from RefSeq and is a predicted model, not a curated record. NCBI's taxonomy places the organism in Eukaryota, Metazoa, Cnidaria, Anthozoa, Malacalcyonacea, Xeniidae. Gene Ontology annotation, biological process: cell-matrix adhesion. Gene Ontology annotation, cellular component: basement membrane.